This is a messenger RNA of Caenorhabditis auriculariae, 1986 nucleotides long. The record is from the annotation of a GenBank genome assembly. Lineage: Eukaryota; Metazoa; Nematoda; Chromadorea; Rhabditida; Rhabditidae.
AUGCGCACUGCUUGUAACAGUGUGCAGAGCGAGGAGAGUACGAGUCUGGUGUCUCCAAAGUUACCGUGCUCUCUAAACUGAUGCAUGCGCGUCUGCCGUUAAUCUUUUUUGGUGUAUGCACAAUUCACGCUCACGAAUGUUUGCGGUCCCGAAAUUCCUUCGUACAAUCUUCAAAAGAAAAUAGUUGGCUCCCAAUUUAACGACAAAUAUUAGGGCGUUGGCAGGCUUGAUGUGAAAUGAGCAAAUUUUUAAGGCUUGAAGCUUUUUUUUUCUUCUAAAACUUUCCAGUCCUUUUGGGGAAAUGAUGAACGAUUACAGUGCCGUCUCAAGUGAAGCCGAAAAUCGUUGAGUGCCCGCCAGGUUGGACGAAAUUCGUCCGUCAUUUCGAAGUCGCCUGUCACUUGUUUGUGAGCAAACCGACUGAUUAUUUCCAAACCUUGACUUUAUUCAAGGUCGGAAGCGGUACUAACUGGGAUAACGCCAGGGCGCAGUGCAUGCAGAACUACCGCGCAACGCUUUCGGGUUUCGAGUCAGAGGCGGAGAAAGACUUACUUUAUGGUAGGAUUUAUCUUCUUAUUAGGCGCAGGCUUGGCCUGCGCCCUAUUUAGGAACAGGAUCUCAGAAAUGGCUUAGGUAAGGCUUAGGCGCAGGCUUGGCCCGCGCCCUAUUUAGGAACAGGAUCUCAUAAGUUUUUUCUUAGCCUUUGGCUUUUUUUCAAAACGUUGACAAGUAGUUUUUGAGAUGUAGGUUUGACCUGAAACUUUUCGAAAAAUUAUUAGAGCUCUAUGCUUUUUUGUUCAACCUUCAUUUACUUAAUACAUAGGCAAAGUCGGAAAGGGUGGGAAAUUCUUUAUAGGAUGUUCCUUUUAGGGUGAAAAAGGCUCCUUUUUGCGCCAUUUUUGAAGCUGAUAUGCGCCAUUUUUGCUGCCUUUCCCUCUUUCCACAAUUCCUUGAGCUUUCGAAAUUUCAGAAAAAAUGGAAGGUUCGAUAAAGGGACUUUUUUUGCUGCCUCUCUGCGGCCUUUCUUGAGCCUCUCACUUUUAGCGGCCAUUAUUUACCAUUCCGACUUUUUCCCAUCAUGUGGGGGGACAUAAAGAUGCCCUUUUGUAGAGGUGAACUUAGAAACGUACAGAGCUUUCUAGUUUCAGAAAAAAAAAUGAUUCAAAGUCGGAGAGAAAAAAGUUUUAGUUCCCGCCAAAAAGGCGCUUUGCAGUAAAGCUGCUCUAAGGACAACACGUAUCGCCACUCGGACAUUGGUAACGCGAAACGGACGUGCUCCGGACGUUUCUGGGCGAUUCAAGAGGUCACUUAAGAGCGUUAAGGCUACUAAAGUGGUCACUAGAAAUGCACCGACACGUCCGUUUCGCGUCCCGUUCGCGUUACCAAGGUCCGAGCAUUUUUCGUUUUCGCUUUUUCCUUCGUUUCUUUUGAAUUUAAAUUUUUUUCUGUCGUCCGUACACCGAUCCAAAGCAUUUUUCACAAAAAGAAGGUGGGAAAAUAAAUCGUGAUAUUCUCAAAAAGUAAUAAUGUCUCUGAUUUUUUGAGUACACCGUUAGAUUCGCAAAGAAAAACUCUACAAGAUUUCGUUGAAAACCUCUUUUUUUACUGCCCCUUCACCCUUUGUUUUCUUUUGAAAAGUGUUUUUCCUUUCAGCGAUGAUUCAAAAGGAAAACAUAGGUUUCAACCAAGUUUGGCUAGGUGCCGAACGGAACCGCGCUUGUCCCGUCGCUCAACCGAGUAAUGACGUGAAUAGUCCAUGCUUUUUGGAAAGUGUGAGAUAUAUCCUAUACGAUGGACACAAUACGAGUCACUUUUCAGCUUUUCUACUGGGUUGAUGGCGCCGCCCGCGAUGGGAAGGUCAUGCUCAAUUUUUGGUCGCCAACCAACCCCUCGUGGCACGACAACCGCGAAAACUGCCUCACCAUUCUGACCGGCCAUGACCAGUCUUACAACAACAAGAUCAACGACUACGAGUACGUUGGCUGA